AUGAGAAGAUUCUUGGUUGAUAGAAGUUUACUGUCUGAACCACAAGGUCAAGGUGCAGCACAACCAAACCCACCACAAGCUCAAUCUAGAGGUGGCAGCGAGAUCAAUUUAGAUGAGAUUGUAAGCGAUCCUGCACUUAGAAAACCUAUACAUGAGUAUGCUCCAGAGAUUCGUGACCAAAUUAAAAGGGCAUACAUAUUGAAGGGACCAACACAACCUAUUGUUAAUUUCCCUAAGAAGAAAUUUGGUGAUUCUAGUAGGGCUUUUCAACAAGCAUGGUACAAGAAAUUUGAUUGGUUAGAAUAUAGUGUGUCCAAGGAUGCAGCAUUUUGUUUCUAUUGUUUUCUCUUCAAGGAACCAGGAAGGGCAGAAUUUCAUGGAUUUGAUGUAUUCAAUAAACUAGGAUUUAAUAAUUGGAAGAUGGCAUAUAAAUCAUUGCCUGAGCAUGUUGGUGGUAUAAAUAGUGGUCACAACAAAUGUGUCGAACAAUGUGAUGAUUUUAAAAAUCAAAGGCAAAGUAUAUCAAGUAAGCUCUCAAGUGCGACUAGAGAAGCCGAAGAAUUAUAUCAGACGCGUUUGACUUCAUCUCUAGAGUGCUUGAUGUUUCUUAUAGGACAAGGAAUGGCUUUUCGUGGGCAUGAUGAAUCCUCGUCCUCUCUAAACAAGGGUAAUUUUCUAGAGAUGAUAGAUUGGUACAAAGAACAUAAUGAAUCAGUGAGACAUGCUUUCAACCGUGGUGGUUUGAAUUGUCAAAUGAUUUCUCCAAAAAUUCAAAAAGAUCUUGCAAGAUGUUGUGCGGAAGAGGUCACUGAUGUGAUCAUGGGAGAACUUGGUGAUAGGCAUUUCUCCAUACUAAUUGAUGAGUCUCGUGAUAUAUCCGUAAAAGAGCAAAUGGCGGUAAUGUUGAGGUAUGUCAACAAUCAAGGAAAGGUUGUGGAACGAUUUCUUGCACUACAACAUGUCAUUGAUACCACAUCCGAGUCACUAAAGGUAUCUUUGCUUGCUCUUCUUGACAAAUACAACUUAUCAAUUUCGAAGAUAAGAGGGCAAGGAUAUGAUGGUGCAUCAAAUAUGAGAGGUGAAUUUAAUGUCUUGCAAAGGAAAAUCUUAGAGGAAAAUCCAUAUGCUACAUAUGUUCAUUGCUUUGCCCAUCAAUUGCAAUUAGUGGUUGUCUCAGUUGCUAGUUGUUGCUCUUCUAUUCGAGAUUUCUUUGAUUAUGUCUCUUUAAUUGUGACCACUGCAAGUACAUCUUGUAAGAGAAGAGAAGCUUUGGUAGAACAUCAUCAUGAAAGACUUUUGUUGCUACUUGAUAGUGGUGAGGUAAGUACAGGAAGGGGGCAACUACAGGAAACCAACCUUACUAGGCCUGGUGAUACUAGGUGGGGUUCACAUCAAAAAACUUUGUUACGUAUAGAGCUAAUGUGGGACUCUGUUAUAGAAGUGCUUGGGAUUGUUGAAAGGGAUGGACGCAUAUCAUCUGCAGCUGGGGGGUUGAUUGAAAAAAUGGAGAAUUUUAAGUUUGUCUUCAUUUUAAAGCUUAUGGGUAACUUGUUUUCUAUCACAAAUGAUCUUUCACAAGUCUUGCAAAGGAAGGAUAUAAAUAUUAUCCAUGCCAUUGAUUUAGUUGAUGAUGUGAAAUAUCAAUUGAUUGCCUUGAGGGAUCAUGGUUGGGAAGACUUUCUUGAUGAGGUCAAAAAGUUUUGUGAAGCAAAAUGUGUUCCGGUGCCAAAUAUGGAUGAUGAGAUACCAUGUAGAAGCCGCUCAAGGCGUGAAAGGAUUAUGAUCACAAAUCUUCAUCACUACCGUGUUGAGCUUUUUUAUGUCACAAUUGAUCAAAUCAUUGUUGAUAUGAAUCAUCGGUUUAAUGAAGCAACUACAGAGAUCUUAACAUGCUUUUCAUGUCUUGAUCCAAAGAACAAUUUCCCCAAGUUUGACACCAAUAAGCUCUUCCGGCUUGCUGAAAUUUAUGAUGCGGAUUUCUCUAAUAGUGAUCGUGCUUUAAUAAGGGGCCAACUUGAGACUUAUAUACUACAAGUUAGAAGGCAUGCUGCUUUUGCAUCUUGUAAAGAUGUAGCAAGUUUGGCUAUGAAGAUGGUUGAAACGGGGAAGCACUUGGUUUUUCCAUUGGUAUACAAAUUAAUUGAGUUGGUUUUGAUAUUGCCCGUGUCAACGGCAUCUGUUGAAAGAUCUUUCUCAGCCAUGAAAAUCAUUAAGUCCAAAUUACGCAAUAAGAUUGGAGAUGAGUGGUUCAAUCAUUUGAUGGUGUGCUAUACGGAGCGUGAGAUAUUCAAGGGUCUUAAUGAUGAUACAAUCAUGCGAAGGUUCCAAAACAUUAAGACAAGAAAAAUGAAUUUACCUCGUCAUAGAAAUUAUUGCCCCAAGAAGGGCAAAUCGGAGUCUGGCCCGCGCAACCAUCACUCUAGUCGGUGCAAGGGCAAGUACUCCUCCGGCAAGUACAAGUCCAAGGGAGGAUUCAACAAGGAGGCGCUCAAGAAGAAGUACCUUCAGAAGGCAAAGAUCAAGGAGCGUGUCUUCCUUGCCUCCCUCAGUGACCUCGACCACGACUCCGAUGAUAUUGUAUCUUCCUCGAGCGACGAGGAGACUGAGAGGCGAGUCGAGGACAAGCUGAACAGGUUGUGCUUCAUCACCGACACCGCAGGAGGCUUCUGCACCAUGGCACUUGGUGAGGACGUGGUCGACACCAACGACAAUAAAGACAUCGGCGAUGACACUACUUUUGAGGUACUACCUGCCGCCGACGAUCUCGCUGUUGAGAUAGAAGAGCUGAACGCUGCUUUGGCUAGUCAGGAUAAGUUGCCUAGGCAGGCUUCUCGUGAGAGGAGAGAGUUUAGAUCCAAGUAUGAGAGCAUGCUUAGGGAACUUGAGUCUGCUAGAGCUUCAGUUGAGGUGUCCGACGAGACUGAAUGUGAUGAGUGCGCUCUACACAUGUCGAACAUCAACACUUUGCAGACCAAUCUGAGCUAG
This is a messenger RNA of Zea mays, 2985 nucleotides long. Its product is annotated as zinc finger MYM-type protein 1-like. Gene Ontology annotation, molecular function: protein dimerization activity. The record is from RefSeq and is a predicted model, not a curated record. The transcript is spliced from 4 exons. Lineage: Eukaryota; Viridiplantae; Streptophyta; Magnoliopsida; Poales; Poaceae. The coding region runs from base 1 to 2985 and encodes 994 amino acids.